Molecule: messenger RNA, 1724 nt
Organism: Alnus glutinosa
Lineage: Eukaryota; Viridiplantae; Streptophyta; Magnoliopsida; Fagales; Betulaceae
Product: F-box/LRR-repeat protein At3g26922-like
Exons: 4
Coding region: 177-1559 (460 amino acids)
Molecular function (GO): protein binding
Source: RefSeq, a predicted model, not a curated record
GGGAAUGCUUUUCCAUGUUCCGCGCCAAAAAUAGACCCUUAAAAGACUUUCCCUCCAUCAAAUUUUACCUCUUCCUGGUUCUCUUUCGCUGCCCUCCAACCGAAAUAGCAAUCCACCUAUGAGAAGCGCCGUCGUUUAGUUCCCUCCAGUGGCUUGAGCGGGGAACCAUCUGAGUUAUGGAGACAACUUCUCUUAUUCAAGAACCCCAAAAGAAGCAGAAACUGAAUGAAGAAGAGGACAUUGAUGGGAACAACAAAUGCUUAAGUAACUUACCUGAGGAGGUUCUUCUGCACAUCCUUUCCUUUCUUCCAACAAAAGAUGCUGUUAGGACAAGCGUACUUUCUAAAAGGUGGGAAUACAUGUGGGUUUCUAUUCCCAAUUUAGUUUUCGAACGAUCCUUGCGUCCUAAGAGAACGCUUUUGAUGAAUUUUGUGGAUAGGGCGCUUUGUCUUCGUGAUUCUGAUAUAAAACGAUUCAUUCUCUCUUGUGAUGUGCUAAGUGAUGCAUCUCGUGUUAAUACGUGGAUCUCUGCGGUAGUAAGACAUAAUGUUCAAGAAUUGUAUAUUGAGCUUGAGAACUUCAAAGGAGAUUUUUCACUGCCUUAUUGCCUCUUUACUUGCAAGACACUCACAAGCUUGCACCUUAAUAUGUGGUAUAUGAUCCUCAAGCUUCCCCCUACAAUUUGUUUCUCAAAUCUAAAGAUCCUUAUUAUCGAAAGUGUUACAUUUUCCAAUGAGCGCUUGACCCAGCAGCUUUUUUCUGGUCUGCCAGUCCUUGAGGAGUUACAAUUACAUGAAUGCAAGUGGGGGGGUCUCAAGACUGUGAGUAUUUCUGCUCCCAAGCUUCGUUCUCUGAGCAUACAUGAAAUUGAGAUGCAAAAUUGGAGUUAUGGGGAUGGUCGUCAGGUUAUGAUUUUUGGAGAAAGUCUCCAAGAAUUUUAUUACGAUGGUUUUCUGCACAGAGACUAUUGCUUAUAUAAUUCAUUCUCACUGGAAGUGUCAGAGAUUCAUGUUAUCGAUGAUGAUGAGACACCAAGACAAAUGGCCUAUCACGUGUAUAAGCUUCUUAUAGGGCUCUCCAACGUAAAAUUCCUAACACUUAACUGUGGCAUGGUCGAGGGUCUAAAAUCUUCAGCCGAACUCCUACCUCAUAUACCUAUAUUCAAUAACCUGAUAAGUUUGACAUUGGAUUGGUGCCCAGUAGAUCUUGACUGUGUAGCAACAUUGAAGAUAUUGCAAAAUUCUCCUUGUCUCAAGAUUCUAAAAUUUUUAGAGGGGAUUUGGCUUUGGCUAGAUUGUGGAAAAGAUGAUUGGAUACCGGAGCCGGUGCCUCAAUGUUUCUUGUCUCAUAUCAAGUGCAUUGAAGUUGGUAGUUAUGAUGGAGAUAAGAAGGAACUUCCUGCGAUAAAGAUUUUACUCAAGAAUGCAGUUGUAUUGGACGAAAUAAUCAUAAGUUGCUCAGAGCAUUUUGCAGGGAACUUAGAAAAGCAAGAGAAUUUCUACAAACAAUUGAUAGAGUUUCCUAAAGGGUCUCAAAAUUGUAAAAUCGUUUUGAAAUGACUUUCUUUGAGCUCUUACUCUAGAAAAAAACCCACUGAUUCCCUUUUUUUUGGAAGAUGAUGUAAAAGUAUGGCUUGUUGGCCUUCUACCCUACCUAGGUAACUUGAAUGUUCGUUUGUGCUAGUUUGGUGAUACUUAGUUUUAAAUCCUCCAAGCUAGAACCUU